Hordeum vulgare subsp. vulgare (domesticated barley) is the source of this 2510-nucleotide messenger RNA. Its product is annotated as protein OCTOPUS-like. Lineage: Eukaryota; Viridiplantae; Streptophyta; Magnoliopsida; Poales; Poaceae. The record is from RefSeq and is a predicted model, not a curated record. The transcript has a single exon. The coding region runs from base 314 to 2287 and encodes 657 amino acids.
UUUGCUUUGUCCGUUUACCCUCGAACGGACGCGGACUGCGAGGAUGAAUCGCGAGUUGAAGUUGGCCUCAACGCUCGUCCGCUUCCUUUCACGUUCCAAGUUCAUGUCCCUGGUUCUUUUCGUUCUCACCCUUUUACCUCGCACUACGUUCUAAAAAACGGCCCUCGAAGGCUUGAACCCGUCCAACCCACGCCCCCGUCAUCACAGCAGCCACUACUCCAGGUACGGCGCGAGGCCAGAGCAGUGUACCACCCUGCCCGAGAAGCGUGAUGGCGCGCUGCCCCUGCGACUACUGAUGAGGUGAGCCGACGCAAUGACGCUGCAGAUGGAGCCGCCCCCGCCGCCGCCGCGGCGGUCCGUGUCGACGAGCUGCGACCUCCACCCGGAGGAGACCUUCACCGGGUUCUGCACCGCCUGCCUCCGCGAGCGCCUCGCCGGCCUCGAGGCCUCCGCGGCCGUGGCCGCCGCGCCGGGCCGCAAGUCCACCUCCGCCAUCCGCUCGCUCUUCUCCAGGCCUUUCGCCGGCGGCGCGGCCCCGUCGGGAUCCGGCGCCGCCCCGCCGGACCUUCGCCGCAGCAAGUCAUUCUCCUGCGGGCGCGGGGGCGACCCGCUCUCCGCGGCCAUCGCCGCCGGCGCGGAGGAGCCGCAGCGGUGGUCUUGCGACGUGCGCGGGCGCAGCACGCUCUGGGCGCUGUUCCACCAGGACGACCGCGAGCGCGUCCGCGACGGCACGGCGUUCGGCGCGUUCCCCGCCUCGUCCUCUGCCGCGGCCGCGGCGCUCCCCGCCGAAGUCCGUCAUCUGCCACCGGGUCCACCGUGCGUCCCCGGGAUCUUCUUGGAGGACGAGAUCGUUAUGUCAGAGAGCUCCGACGAGAUAACUCCGGUGGUGGAUCCCGUCUUGGUGGUCGGCACCUCGGGAGAGAUGGAAACCGAAGCUUAUGCGACUGGCGAGGUCAAGGCCAUGAAGGAUCACAUAGAUCUCGAGUCCUCGCAGCCCAAGAAGCCGCCGCCCAUGGACCUGAAGGAAAUCGCCGGGAGCUUCCGGCUCGCGGCCUCGGUCUUCAGCAAGAAGUGGCACAAGUGGAGGCGCAAGCAGAAGCUGAAGAAGGAGGAGUCAGCCGGCAGCAAGGCAGCGGCCGCGGCAAUGCCGCCGUCUGAGAAGCCCUCGAAGCCGUCAUUCCUUCGGCGGAGUCGACUUCGUGGGGAAGGCUGCUCAGAGUUCGCCGGAGGCCGUCGUUCGUGCGACACGGACCCAAGAUUCUCCCUUGAUGCUGGCCGCAUGUCCGUCGACGAUGCAGGCCUAUCCUGGGACGGACCCCGUGCGUCCUGGGACGGCUACCUCUUCGGCGCCGGUGCCGGCAUUGGCCUAGGCCGAGCGCCUCCGCCGAUUUCACGGCUCCCGCCCAUCCUCUCCGCGCUCGAGGACUCGCCUGCCGGUGUGGUGGAGCGCUCCGAUGGCCAAAUUCCAGUGGAAGACGACUCGCAGCCCGAGCCCGACGGCGACGCCAACACCCCCGGCGGCUCGGUACAGACGCGUGAUUACUACAUGGACACGUCGAGCCGGAGGCGCCGGAGCCUGGAGCGAUCAAGCUCGGCGCUGAGAAGGUCGUUUGACGUGCCCGACACAAAGCCAGCGCCUGCAGCGGCCGCCAUUACCAAUGCCAAGGCGCCCCCCCUGAUCGGGAGCUCAGAGUUCUACCACUUCCACCAUGCCGAAGACCUGCUCGACCAGCGGUUCAGCUUCAACUCUCUCAUCGAAGACUUCCCCGUGACCCUGGAUGCCGCGUUCCCGGGCCCCGCCAAGAAACCACGGCGUCUGGGCAAGGCGUGGAGCCUCUGGGGCUUCAUACACCGCAGGGCCACCGGCCGCCGGAACGGCCCGUCCGACGUCGCGGACCGGGCGUUCUCUGAGCCGUGGCCGGAGCUGCCCGUCCGCGGGUACAACAACGCCAGGAUGCAGAGGUGCAGCAGCAACGCCAGCGCGCGCAGCUCCUUCAGCAGCAACAGCGCCGGCCUGGGCAGCUCGCGGCGCUGCUUCGUCGACGGCAACGGCAACGGACACGGCCACGCGAGCGUGAAGCGGCGACAAGAAGACCAGUGCGCGCUGGAGCGGAACCGCAGCGCUCGGUACUCGCCGGGGCACCACGCGGACAACGGCAUGCUGCGGUUCUACCUGACGCCACUGCGGAGCGCCAGCGGCCGGCGCGGCACCAGCGGGCAGCCGGCCAACGGCGGCCGGCAUCUGCGGUCGCAGUCGUUCGCGAGGAGCAUGCUUCGGCUGUACUGAGACGUGAGGUCUGGUUUCACCUGACUAGUUGGGGUCGAAUUGUUUAUUUGCAGCAGCAGCAGCAGCAGUAGCUAAGUAAGAUUUACCAGUAGUAUUAAGGUCUAAUUAAGGGCGAUGGUAUAGUCAUAAAUCCUUUUUUACAUCCUUGUGUAGUGCAGUGCAGUGUUCCCCUCUGUCCAUUUGGGGGGUUUGGAUGGAACGAACGAACGGACGAGGUUUUAUC